This is a messenger RNA of Ceratitis capitata (Mediterranean fruit fly), 4724 nucleotides long. RefSeq names its product anillin (gene scra). Gene Ontology annotation, cellular component: actomyosin contractile ring. The transcript is spliced from 13 exons. Gene Ontology annotation, biological process: actomyosin contractile ring assembly; mitotic cytokinesis; septin ring organization. The record is from RefSeq and is a predicted model, not a curated record. NCBI's taxonomy places the organism in Eukaryota, Metazoa, Arthropoda, Insecta, Diptera, Tephritidae. The coding region runs from base 256 to 4134 and encodes 1292 amino acids.
UAUUAAGCUGAAUCCUGCUGAAUAAACGAAAAUUCAAAAAGUGUAAUUAGCGGCUGCUGUCAACGACGUUUUCUUAAAGUUUGUGUAGUGACUUUGUCAUAAUUGCAUGUUCAUGUUAAUUUGUGAACAGAAAAAGGGAAACAGUUCAAAUUGUAUUAUUAUAAAAUUAAAAGAACAGGAGAUUUGUUUGCAAGAUAUUAAAUUGAAGAAACAACAAUACCAGUUGCGAGUGUGCGAAAGGAAGGGAAUAAAAAAAUGGAUCCUUUUACACAGCGAAUGCUUGAAAAGGCAGAGCAACGCAGUCGUGUUUUAGGCAUUUCUAAAGCAAGCGAAUACCCAAUUACUACAACGGAGCAAAUAUCUCAACAGCUACCUGUUAAAAACAAAUCUAAUCGGCAGCAGCAAGUUGUGGAUAGUGUUACAGCUACGUGUGCGCAAACGUUGACAAAUAACGAAAGCAGUAAGAAUUUUAACAAGAUGCAAGUAGUUGAAACGACGCCAUUAGGUGAAGAAACAGUGUCAUCCAAUGAAAACAAAGUCCACCGGCAGUUUACCGCUGUUGGUAAAGAAAAUUUGGAUUUAGGAAUAGAGAUUAAUAUUGUUACAAAUAAAGAUGUUGAGGUCGAGGUUCAAGUUGAAGAGAAAGAUAUAGCCAAUGAUGAUGAUGACCUUAAUAGUAUGAAAUCAGUGACUGAACAGCCCUUGGCAAAAAUACGUGACACAUCGCGUAGCCGACUGCAACGUCUUGGGGCCCUUUAUGCUAAUCCCAAUGACAUUUCAUCGCCAAUACAUAGAACUGAGGGUGACUUCUAUUCAGAUCCUCCUGUCGACGACCUUGAAGUAAAGAAUGCGAAACGUACAAAACCACAUUUUGGAAAAUUAGCUGAACUAGCAAGUUCUAUUAAUCAGUGGGAAGAUGAUACUUCUCAUCAUAACAUACACCCUGUGAAAGCAGUCCCGCCGCCUAAACCUGAUCUACCAAGUAGAAAAAUAUUAAAUAAAUCACAAACUAAUUUGAAUGAGAGGUCUAUAAGUGAUAUGGUAAAUAAAGGAAGCACAUCUGCUUCUACUGUCAAAAUUACUAAACAAUUGACUUGGGAUCCACAGGUCAUAAAUUCUUUGGAAGCACAAGGUUUUCAAAGACGUGAUUCAUCUACCGUUAAAUUAGCUUACGCUUACCCAAGCGAGCAGGAAAAAACAGAAAUGGAAAAAACACAAAAUGAUAAUAUUAAAAUUGACUCUAAUCAAGUCAAAGUAGCAAACUUGACUAACACAUUUUCGAAAGUUUUAGAAAAUAAUCAAAACUCAAUUAACACUCACGAGCGGAAAUUGGGGAAUGUUAAAGUUGGUUUAGUUUCGGAUAGAACAGCUGCAUUUGAGAAUAAAAGAAGUGGUAAUCAAGAAACGCAGCGGCAGCAGAAAGAUCCUACAGAAUUAUCACUUAAAGAGCGAAUGCAACUGUUCGAAAGAAACAAAGACAAAGCGCUUACACCUAAAGCCGCACUGGGUAUGGCACCAUCUAUAAGUAAAAUUCAAAAAGAACAAAACGCUCCAAAAAGGAAUGAUGGCCUCAAAGCGACAACCGCGGUAGUCACAUCUGCUAAUGUAAAUUUAAUAACCCAGCCCGCAAAGGUUAAUAGCGAAAGCAAACUGCGAGAAAAAGUAGCAGCGCUUGCCUCUAGUACAUCCACCAUUGCUGAGAGCAAAAUUAAAGCCGAUAUACAAAAGCAACGACAAGAGGAUAUGAAAAUUAUUUCCAACCGCUUUCAAUCGCACAAAAAUAUUUUCUCACAAGAUGAGAAGCAAAAUUUGCAGAUGGAAGUGCCCAAAACACAAAUGAAAAAGACUUCGGCUUCUCUUCAUCCUUCCUCACCACCACCUCCGCCACCAAUGCCGAAAAUUCCAUUAGCAGUAAACAAUAAACGUCAUUCACCCAGUGAUAUCAUUGAAGACGAAAAAAAACGAGCACGUAAAUCUGCGACUAUUAUAACGCGACCAGGAGCAGCGGCAGCUCGUCUCUAUCCAGCGUUGUCAGACUUGGAAUCGGACAACUCGGAGUCAGAGAUAGAUAAGGGCAAUGAAGGCACUACAGCUACAUUGUCGGGUGAAAGUACCGCAGACGAUCAAACGCGCAAAUUGCUUGUGGAAAAUGAAAUCGCCAACGUGGAUGGUAAUAGCACCGAUGAAAGAAAUGAAAGCUGCGCAAACUCGGAGGAUACGGAUGAUUCAAGUAUAGAUAUUUGCAACGGCACUUUAGGCCGCGUAAUAAUGCAAGUGGUACAAAAUAAUGAGAAUAAACAACAAAGAACUGAGCAAAUGAAAAAUGUUAAGGUGUUACCGGAUAACCAGUAUUUUGGCGGCGCAGAUAGUUCAAUGAAUUCUUCUGAAGCUUCAAUGGCUGUUGAUGAUUAUUUAGAUGAGGCUUUAGAAGCUGAGGGCGAUGAUGAAUCUACACAGGAAAGCGCAAAUGAAACAGAUGGAGGAAAUACAAGUCAGCAUUCAAGAGUGAGCAAGGACACAACCGCUUCUAACAGCUUUUCUUUCCGACAAUCAUCAAAAAGAUACAAACACUAUCAAACUAUACCUGAGGAUAAUAUCGCUUCACCCUCUCCUAGUUCAGCAAGUGAAAUGUACACACCACAACCGGUGAAAUCGGAAUUAAGUAUCAAUCGGGACAGCGAAGACAAUAUGGUUACAUUAGUACAUACGGUCAGCUUCUAUAGAAGACAACAGAGUGGAAAUAGUACCAGUUCUACACCAGUGCGUAGAGUGUGCACCGAGCAGAAAGUACUGCGCUCUGCUAUGAAGAAUGACGGACAUGCUGCCAUGAAUCUUAAUUACCUACAGGAGCAGGAGAUAAACGAAGAAAGCGAUAAACAGCAAAAUGCAACAUUUUUGAUGGAAGAUAACUGUGACUCUCUUGGCAAUAUACCGGAUGCGGAUUCAGAUGAUUCGAGUUUAGCAGAGGAAAAAAUUAAAAAGCUAUUGGAUGAAGUUUGUAAGCAACAAACAAUUAUUGCGCAGACCAGUCAAGCUUUGAACUUGUGUGCCGCUACUAUAGAAUUUUCCGGCUCCACUGAGUCUGUGGAGGGCGAACGACAUCUACUCGUAGCAACACAUCGGAGGCAGGCUUGCUUAGAUGAAAUACAACGUUUACGAGUGGAAAAGUGUUUGCGACCAGUCGGUUCGUUACGGGACAAAGGACAUCUUACAGUUAAGGAAAUAACUAUACCAUUGCGUCAGGAUUAUAUACGGAAACUAGCAGCAGACACAAUAUCUGGACAUCAUUUAGUUUGUUUGCUUAAAUACAACGAGCAUGUUUUGGCAACGAAGACAGUGCCAACGCUUCCCGGACUGUUAGCAGUUAAAUUUCCCGAUGUAUUGCAAAUGAAUAAUGUUUAUGCGGACUUUCGGGUUACUUUAGAGAUUUACGGCAUGACUGCACAGCGAGAAAUUUUGCCUCACGAGGUUAAAUAUCACAUAAACUUAAACAAAAAAUCGGGCAUUAAAACGCCAAAAAAGAAAGCUGGAGAAAAUCGUUUAGUUAUGCCUCCUGUGCAAAGCCCAGCUGGACCUAAUGUUGUGCGCACCCCGGCUUUAGUACAAUAUGGGUUUGCUAUAUUUUCACUUCGUGAGAUACAACGUACUACAUGGACGCUAACACAGGUUCUGGGAGUUAGUCCGUUGGAGGGUGUGGUGCACAUGAAAGUAAAUUGCGAAUUGUCUGUAUUGGUGGAGCAUCGUGGAUUUCUUACUAUGUAUGAAGAUAUCUCCGGCUUCGGAGCAUGGCAUCGACGUUGGUGCUACUUAAAUGGCAGUGUACUUAACUACUGGAAAUAUCCCGAUGAUGAGCGGAAGAAAACGCCUAUUGGAACGAUCGAUCUGUAUGCUUGUCGCACGCAAAAAGUGGCAGUCGCACCACGAGAUAUAUGUGCUCGGCUCAAUACAAUGCUGUUGGAGUUUGAGCGGCCCGCCAAGGAGACAGAUGAAGAAUCACUCAUUAUAGUACGUAAUGGACGCAACACUAUUGUGCGGUAUCUUUUGUCUGCUGAUACAAAAGAAGAACGUGAACUAUGGUGUGCCUAUUUCAAUAAAGUUUUACUUUUGCUGCGAUCUUGGGGACAGCCGCAGUAACUCUUAGUUAUGUUUGUCUUAAAUUUAGGUUUACAGAAACCAUCGUGUAACAUUUAAUUAUACAUGUGCAUUACAUGUAGCACAUUUUUGUAGUGAGAAAUAAGAUCCUGACCGCAAUAAUGACGAUUUAAAUCAAACUUUUACUAAAUGCCAAGCUUGGUUACCGUUUAAGUUUGAGUUAAUUACUCCAAGAUGGACUAAAAAGAAUAUAAGUAUUACGUCGAUAUAUUUCCCAUGGAUACAGAUAUGUUGUGUCACUCUUAAAGAAAACAAAUUGCAUCAUCAUAUAUUGUUAUUGUGUUUUCACGCAAAAAAUAUAUUUUCAUUUUAGAUAAUAGAUCCAUUUUUAUUUUGCAUAUAAGCAGCGUUUACCCAAAAUUUACAAAACAAAACCAAAUUUCAUUUUCUACUAUUUAAGCAAGCAUAUAUUGCUAUGUAUGUGUGUAGAUAUUUGUUCUAAGCUAUUAGAAGACGUUUAAUAUUUAAUCGUAUUAAUUAUGGAUUUCACACACUCGAUUUAUGUAUUUUUUACAUUCCACUAUAUGCAUAUUUAUAACAAUUAUAUAUGCCUGUCAAUAAAAUAUAUACUC